AUGGUUUGCAAUAUCCUGCUCCCCUCCGGGCCGAGUGUUAAUGACGCAGCGCCGCCCCCGGCCCCGCGCACCCGGGGGUCUUUAUUAGCAUCAUGCAUCAUGCCUGCAGCCCCGCUGAGGGAGGUGGUACCCCUGGCCCCAACCCGAGUGGCGCGCCUGGUGGUCCCCUCGCGCAUACCCAGUUGUGCGCCCAAUGGCCUUGCGCCCUUCCUGGGGCCCGACCCAGGCUGUGUGCCCAGCGGCCCCGUGCCCUCCCUGGGCCCCACGCGGCUCCGGCUCCCGCCGCCGCUAGGUGGAGCGAGGAGGCCGGCGGAGACGCCGCGCGGGAGGACGCGCGCUCUGGAACACGGAAUCCCGGACGGCUCCGCGCUCAAGCCCCUUGCCCUGCAGACAGGGAAGCGAGCCGCCCCCCGGGCCGGGACAGCCGGGGAAGGGUGCGCGUGGGGGACGCGAAGGGCGGGUCCGGAGUGCUCGGUGAGGUCCCACCACCGACCCGACCUUGACCCCCGAUUCCUGACCCGGCUGCCUCCUGCGGAUGCAGGUGGGAGGCCACCUGACCCCUCUGAGUCUGGGAUCAAGGGUGAGCUGAUGCUGCCAGGUCAGGGCUCCUGGGAGUUCAGGGGCCGCGUCAUGGCCACUCCCAGUGUCCGGAAGCUCUCGGGUGGCCCCAUCUAA
Rangifer tarandus platyrhynchus (Svalbard reindeer) is the source of this 675-nucleotide messenger RNA. NCBI's taxonomy places the organism in Eukaryota, Metazoa, Chordata, Mammalia, Artiodactyla, Cervidae. The record is from the annotation of a GenBank genome assembly.